This is a messenger RNA of Verticillium nonalfalfae, 1311 nucleotides long. RefSeq lists its product as uncharacterized. The coding region runs from base 1 to 1311 and encodes 436 amino acids. NCBI's taxonomy places the organism in Eukaryota, Fungi, Ascomycota, Sordariomycetes, Glomerellales, Plectosphaerellaceae. The transcript has a single exon. The record is from RefSeq and is a predicted model, not a curated record.
AUGGGUGUCUCGUUCGAAGACCUCCCCUGCGAGGUGACGCUCGAGAUCCUUUUCAGGCUCUGCGACAUGCGUUCCAUCUACAACCUGAUCGUGGCCGCCCCCAGUGCUUCUCGCAUUUUUGACGAAUUUGGCCCUGAAAUCCUUGAAUAUGUGCUCCCCAAUUCUGUCACCCCUGAGCUUCUCACGGCGCCACGCAUUCCACACAUUGUGCGUCUCGUGGCUCGCAUCCGCCAGUCGACGCCGUCCAAUCCACCUGCGCCCAACUUUGCCUCCUUUCUCGAUUCAUACCUGCGCAGGAAGGAGAAGGACUUUGGUACCAUGGAGCCAGGGCCCUUGACGGGGUUGUCGCUACGGGCGACUCUACGAGAGUCCCCCGACGGCCUGUCAGCGAGGCAACUGCUCUUUCUCGCACGACGUAUUGCCAGCAUUGCCACCGGCGGCUUCCAAUUCUUCCAUGACCGGUGCAUGUCCAUCGAUGCAGAGCACCUCGCCGACGCGAGCUCGGAGUACUUGCAACCGCCACGCGGGUUUCCUUGGUCACAGCGAUUCGAAGGCCGCCCGUACCGGCCUGAAUCAGGUGGUCCACCAUCCUGGUACGAAAUGCAGCACAUGACGCGUGGUCUCUGGAACCUCCAAGUAAUCUAUGAGGUCCGAAAUGCGGCGAAGGAGGGUCGCUUGGGAUGGACAGCGCACGAUGUGGAGCAGUUAUGGGCCAUGGAUGUCAAUGCCUGGUUCGGCCACCCGACGGUCUACUCAGAGGAGGUGCUCACAGCGCUUUACUACGUCCAUCACCUUGAGGGCAGGCCCCUCGCGGACAGCUGCAUCGGGCACCCCUUCUCGGCGCCGAGCACCGGGCCGCUCGGCGAAUAUCCGCUGCAGCUGCCCAAGCCUUUGGCGUCAACGGCCGGAGAGGUGAAUGCCCUUGGCGAGACGACAAAUGUGUGGCCAGCCGAUGUGCCGCACCCUCCACGAGGCGACUUUCGCGCGCGCUUCGGUUUCGAGGCGUACGGUUACAAGUGGGCGCAGUUGCUGUCCCAGAAUGUGCGCUCCCCGAUCCGGACCGUGUCGUUCAGGCCGUUCCGCGCGUUGGGGUUCGGGCUCUGGGACCGGCAGCGGCUCGUCGCGUUUGGUCUGGUUGAUGCUCCGCCGGGGGAACUGGCAAUGAUGAUGGCGCCCAAGACGACGGGGGACUUCUUUGCUUGGCGAAGCUGGCUUGAUGAGGGGGCGAGGGCAGAAAUCGAGGCGAGGCAGGAGGGCGAGUGGCGGAGCGGACGGAUGGGAGGGCUGCUUAGAAUCACGGGAUGUUCUUGA